CUGGUCACCUUUUAUAGUUAGACGUUUUUUCUCAUUCGCAACUGGACAUGAAUUUGAGUCAGGUCAACUUCACCUUUAUCGAUUUAGACGACUGGCCAUCGAAAGAACGGAUAAUCAUUGCUGUCAUUGGAGGGCUUGGUACGUUCCUAAACUCAAUGACAUUGUUUGUAUUCUAUCAUCAUUUGAGGAAGAUAUUUAGCGAGGCUGGAGGAGUCUUCGUCACGAACCUUUGCGUAGCUGAUCUCCUUACUAACAUUGCAUCUAUCAUAUAUAAUUUUCUCACGUACUAUACACACCCUGAAACCUUGAUUGCUGUUCUGCAUUCUAUUCUAUGGGUCACCGUAUCCGUAUCGCUCCUAUCGCUGACAUUAAUGGCCUUGGAAAGACUUCUAGUUGUCAUUAAGAAGGCGCAAAGAUGGUUAAAUAAAUCAAAGGCAUCCCUGUGUUGUGGCGUUGUCUGGAUCUUAUCUGCAUUUUGUUCAUGGAUCUUAUAUGAGGAUAUUAUAAUUGGACAAUUGACGAUGGUUAUAAUGUUCGAGCUAAGUGUAAUUUGUACAAUUGUAUGCUACAUAAAAAUUUACAAUACAGUGAGAAAAAUAGAUUAUACGCAUGAAUUACCUAUCACGGCGCGAUAUUCUACACGAAAUGCUGAAGUAGACAUAGCUGGUAUGUUGAACAUGGACAGGAACAGAGAAACACAAGUUUAUAGAGCAUUAAGACGAGAAAUGCGUUUAACAAAAACCGUAUUUAUCUUGGUGAUCAUCCUCAUUGUAACAGUUUUGCCAUGCAUUUUGUUGAUGCAUGUUAUCUUAGCUCAUGAAUUGUCCUGUACCUUUUGCGAACAUAAAGAAACUACAACGUUAGCAAUGAAAAUACUAUACCCGUUGGAAAUGCUGAAGUUCGCCAUCAAUCCAAUCAUUUAUGCCUGGCAAUUACCUAGUUUUCGCCGAAUGUGUAAGAAAACCUUUAUCUGCUGUAGUACAUUAACGGAAGACAGUCGGGCUGAAUUUUCUAACUCUACCUCGUUCGAAUCCUUUACUAACAGUCCCCUAACAGCUGGUGAAACUGAUAGCCCCUCAACCGCAAACCCUGGCAGUCCUGCAACAUUAAACAGUGGCUCUGAAGAGAUUUACAUCAGUACUACUACAAUAGCUAAGUUAACCGGCCGCCAAGUAUCAGACAAAGAAGUGUUAUCAGUUCAUUGAAAGUCCAUUAAGUUAAACGUUUUGUUUUAUUUUUGAUAUCAUUUACAAAAUAACAUGUAUCUUAGGAAAACGAUUAGUACA
Molecule: messenger RNA, 1286 nt
Organism: Xenia sp. Carnegie-2017
Lineage: Eukaryota; Metazoa; Cnidaria; Anthozoa; Malacalcyonacea; Xeniidae
Product: sphingosine 1-phosphate receptor 1-like
Exons: 1
Coding region: 48-1205 (385 amino acids)
Biological process (GO): G protein-coupled receptor signaling pathway
Cellular component (GO): membrane
Molecular function (GO): G protein-coupled receptor activity
Source: RefSeq, a predicted model, not a curated record